CCAAGAUUAAUUGUGAGCGUGUGAUUUGAAGCUGUCUCGCUACGUAAACACCACUAGAAGAAGACAGGGUUGAAGAUCUUCUAGUUUACGUACUUGGUGGACCGGUCUGCCAGCGGGAAUGCUCAAUUCUCAAAUAUCUUUAUCUGAACUCUCAAAGAUGUCGGGUCCAAGCCAAGCCGAGAGGGCUGUUUUGGAGGAGGAGUUUAACUGGUUGCUGAAGGAGGAGGUCCAUGCUGUUUUGAAGCAGCUCCAGGAUAUACUCAAGGAGGCAUCCAGGAGGUUCUCCAUGCCCACCCCUGGACUGGAGAGCCAACUGAAACAGGAGAACUUCAUCCUGGGCAGCUCAACACAUCAUCAUCAACAACAACAGUUUUCUAAUCUGCCGGGAUUUGAGUCUAUGACAAGCAUGGACCAGGUGAAAGGAGUACUGACUCUACAGGGAGAAGCCCUGACUCAAGCUGACAUCAAUCUGAAAACUGCUAAAAGCAACCAAGUGAUGCAUUUCACAUUCAGGGAUGAUAAGCACUGGAAAUUUCAACAGAUCCAGGAUGCUAGGAACCAUGUCAAUCAGGCUCUGCAGCUGCUGAGUAGUAGAGAUGAGAGUUACCACUUUAAGACUGGGGCUGAGGUCAACAAGCUGAUGGACGCGGUGAUGCUGCAGCUGACCAGGGCUCGUAACCGCCUCACCACACCAGCAGCCAUGACCCUGCCGGAGCUGGCCACCAGCGGCCUCACAAAGAUGUUCACUCCUCCGAUGCCCAGUGAUGUGAUGGUGAACUUCUAUAUCAACCUGAGUAAGCUGUGCCUGACCGUCUACCAGCUGCACCCAAUGCAGCCCAACACCACCAAGAACUUCAGGCCAUCUGGAAGCUCUGUGUUACACAACCCUGGAGCCAUGUUUGAGCUGAACAAUGCUAAGUUUGAGGUGAGCCAGGUUCACAAGGUGGAGUGUGUUGUCCCCUGGCUCAACAACACACUGCUCUUCUUCACCAUCUCACUGCAGCUCUGUCAGCAGCUCAAGGACAAGAUUUCAGUCUUCUCUAGUUUCUGGAACUACCGACCCUUCUAACCAACUGCCGCUAGCUGACCAUCAGAAUGGCUAGGUGUUCUGUCCAAAUCCUUCACACCAACCAACCAACCAACCCACCCAGAUAAAAGGGAUGUCUUGGAAAUAUUGUCUGAUUGAAGUGGGUUUUGUUUGUAUAAUUUACAGGAGAACAGCCGGAUCAAACUCCAUAUAUAUAUAUAUAUUACCAGUGUUUAGUAUUCCAGGGUUUAGAGCCCAUCCAUGUGUUACAGCUGCUUUAAUUCAGUCCCACAUCAACCCCUAGACCCUAACAUCUACUCCCGACUUGUGGAGAAAGUAUAGGAGGAAGCAAUAUGGUGGAGCUACUACCAGUAGUACUAGUACUGGGACUACCUACUACCAUAUUACAAUAUCUAUCCAAUAUAUUCAGUGUUUCCCCUAGCUG
This is a messenger RNA of Coregonus clupeaformis (lake whitefish), 1472 nucleotides long. Its product is annotated as protein rogdi homolog. Bases 119 to 1069 code for a protein of 316 amino acids. Lineage: Eukaryota; Metazoa; Chordata; Actinopteri; Salmoniformes; Salmonidae. The transcript has 12 exons. Gene Ontology annotation, cellular component: RAVE complex. The record is from RefSeq and is a predicted model, not a curated record.